AUGGCGUCCGCGCUGCUGCGGCCUCUGUUCCUUGAGGGCUCCCACCGCUUACUCUCCGCCGCGCCGGGACGCGUCGUGCUCCGCCCUCAGCCGCGCCGAGAUAAGCAGCGUUGGGUCCGCGCGUAUGUGGAGCAGCAGCGGCUGCUUGAGAUCCCAAGGCGCCGCUCUGAGAAACCUAACUGGGAUUACCAUGCAGAAUUACAGGCCUUUAGCCACCGGUUACAUGAGAAAUUUUCAUUGGAAUUCCUCAAAACUGCAUUUGUUAACCAUUGUUAUAUUAAACAAGAAGAGUCGAGACGCCAAGAGCUGGGACUAGACAAAGAAGCAAUUGCCCUUAAUCUCAAGGAUAAUGAAGAACUUUCUCUGAAGGGUGUCUCUUUUUCACGAUCUUACCUCACACAAUGCUUGGAAGAAGCCUAUCCAAAAAUUCCACAUGCUGGCAUUGAGGCACUUGUUAACUUUCUUACCAGUGAGGAAUUAGUGUCUUAUUUGGCCAGAAACCUGUCUCUGCAAGACUUCACACUUUGCGCAGAAUUUCCUGUGCCACCUAAUGUGCUUCAGCAGACUUUCUUUGCUGUAAUAGGAGCAUUGCUUCAAAGCAGUGGCUCUCAGAGAACAGAGAUCUUCGUGAGGGACUUCUUUAUUCCUCAAAUGAUAGGAAAAGAUCUGUUUGAGAUGUGGAAUGUUAUGAACCCAAUGGGCUUGCUGCUGGAGGAACUGGCCAAGAGGAAUGUGUCUGCUCCAGAACCAAGACUAACUCGACAGUCAGGAGCUAGCACUGUACUGCCCUUGUACUUCGUUGGAUUGUAUUGUGAUAAGAAGCUUCUGGCAGAAGGUACUGCUGAAACAAUAUUAGCAGCUGAAGAAGAGGCUGCUCGUGUAGCCCUGCGGAAACUUUAUGGGUUUACUGAGAACAGAAAGCCAUGGGAUUAUUCUUCUCCAAAAUGGGAGCAGAAAGCAGAAAAUGCUAUUGGCAGCAAUUAGGCAGAAAAGGUCACUUCUUAUGUGUGCAAGAAUGCUACAUUUUAGAGGAACAAGAUUUAAUGAGUAAACUAUUAAGAAACUAAGAUUUUGAAAAUACCAGUUUCUCUUAUUGCUAAUAAACAUGUUUGCGGUACAUAUUUUUUCUACUAGUUCAUGCAUUAUGGCGUGUUGAAAGCUCCAUUAGACCUUGUGUUGCAUAGGCUCAGAGCAAAUGUGGAGUACUGAGGGGAAGUCUACAAUACAAAAUGCUAGUAUAAUUUAGGUCAACACUGCAUUUCAGAUUCCCUUAUAGCAUAAAAUUAACUCAUAAAUAUGAGUUAUAUAACAGCUAGUACUGAUUCUGUCUUCUGAACGUCUAUGUGUCACAACAACUUUCGAAAGUUACCCAGCUGUAUAUAUUUUCUCAUAUUACAAGGAACAAAAAAGGAAGAAAACCAGCUUUUAAUUUAUUCAUGUAUCCCAAAUAAUCAAUAUAGUCCAUUAUCCCAAUCUCUAGAGUAUUUCCAUUACUUCCAAAACCCAUUAUGAAAAAUAUCUACUAAUUUCAUCGGGCAUGCUUAGCAUUAAUGGAACUGAGUAAAAAGCUACAACAAACAUGUUAA
This is a messenger RNA of Lacerta agilis (Sand lizard), 1586 nucleotides long. RefSeq names its product mitochondrial ribosomal protein L44 (gene MRPL44). Lineage: Eukaryota; Metazoa; Chordata; Lepidosauria; Squamata; Lacertidae. Gene Ontology annotation, biological process: rRNA processing; primary miRNA processing; regulation of gene expression. Gene Ontology annotation, molecular function: ribonuclease III activity; double-stranded RNA binding. The record is from RefSeq and is a predicted model, not a curated record. Gene Ontology annotation, cellular component: nucleus. The transcript is spliced from 4 exons. The coding region runs from base 1 to 984 and encodes 327 amino acids.